CAUCAAACAUAUUGUUUCUUGUUAUCCCUCUUUUUGUUUGCAGAAAUGGGAAGCCGAACUAGGACCAACCCACUGAUGAGUGAUAAGCUGCCGGAUUCUAAAAUCCUUGGUCAUGAGAGCGUGAAACCGGGACAGAGUCAUGAUGAACUGGAUCAUAGUCCUCCACCACUUCACAAUCCUGCAGUUCAUCAGAGUACUGCAGCUAGGCCGCUCACGGGUAAAGUUGAUCGGCAGGAUCGCUACUUUGCGACUGACGAUAUUGGAUUGAACAAGCAAGUUCUGGGCACACAUGCUCCAGAUUAUGUAGAUCUUGACGUGAAGCCUGUUCUUUCCAUUAUCGAGGAUAUCCUGAAACAUUGCAAAUCUCUUGACACCGUUCAUGAAGCUCAAGUUCCACCACAUUCAGAGUCAUAUGAGAUGUCCUUUCAAAAUGCUCACUAUGACGCGGAGAUAGUUCAACUGUUGGCACAUCCCAUAAACAAAAUUUCCUGGGAGAUAAUUUGCAAAAUUGCUGCUGGAGGAGAAUCACAUUCAGCAGCCAUUGGACUCCUCGAAGCACUGUCGAAUUAUGCAUGGGAUGCCAAGGUGGUCGUUAUCUUCGCUGCUUUUUCUGUCAGCUAUGGUGAAUUUUGGCUGGUCGAGCACUUUCAAGUGAAGCAUCCACUGGCCAAGGAUAUUGCAGCUCUCAAGGAUCUACCUGAAACAGUGGAGCACAAUCAGGAAAUGAGAAAAAAUUUUGAAGCUGUUUUCAAUCUUUUACAGGCUGUACAGACCGUGACUCGCAUCAUUAUAAAGUUCAAGGAGCUCCCCACUCAAUACAUUAACCGUGAUUCACCAGAAAUGGCAACCGCGACUGCUCACAUUCCAACAACUGUUUAUUGGAUCAUAAGGAGCAUUUUGGCGUGUGCAUCAAUACUCCUGAACCUUGUUGGCAGUGGUCACGAGUACAUUACCUCAACUUCUGAGUCCUGGGAGAUAUUAAGUCUAGCUAAUAAGCUCUCCCACAUGUAUGAGCAUUUGCAGACGCAACUGGAGAUUUUGAAUGGGAUUAUUGAGGCAAAUAAGAGAAAUGAACAAUUUGCUGCUCUGAAAAAACUCUUUGAGACAUUACAUAUUGACAACAUGAAGAUAUUAAGGGCAAUUAUACGUGCCAGAGAAGAUCAAAUGCCAAUCUUUGAUGGGACUAGAAAGAUAACUGAACGCCUCCAGGUAUUGAGGAGGAAGUAUGUCUUGCUACUAAUUACAGACCUCGACCUUCCCCACGAAGAGCUCAACAUUCUCCAUCUGAUUUACAACCAAAAUUCAAUGAGGCACGAAUACGAGGUUCUCUGGCUCCCCAUUGUUGACCAAGCAACGUCCAUGAGCCUAACACAGGAGAGACAAUUUUUUGAUCUUCGUGGCUCUAUGCCAUGGUACUCAGUCGAUCAUCCUUCCUUGGUUGAUCCAGUAGCCAUUAGGUACAUCCGGGAGAUAUGGAAUUUCAUCCACAUGCCUAUACUCGUUGUCUUGGAUCCACAAGGAAGAGUGUCAAACGUCAAUGCUUUACCGGUAAUGUGGAUUUGGGGAAGUCUUGCCUUCCCCUUUACUAAGGAAAGGGAAUUGGGACUAUGGAGAGAGAGUACCUGGAAUAUUGAUUUACUAGCAGACUCCAUUGAUCCGCGUACCCAGGAGUGGAUAAAUGACAACAAAACUAUAUGUUUGUACGGUGGAGAGGAUAUCGACUGGAUUAGGAAAUUCACAAGUACAGCGCGAAGCAUUGCAAACACAUUGCGAUUUCCCUUAGAAAUGAUCUAUGUGGGAAAAAGCAAUCCAAAGGACAAAGUAAGAAGAUGCCAUGAAAUCAUUGACAGAGAACGACUUAGCCACAUUUUUUCAUUGAAGGACUAUUAUGAUUAUGUUUGGUAUUUCUGGGUGAGGCUGGGGAGCAUGUGGAACUCCAAAAUUCAACACGGCAUGACCGUUGAGACUGAUAAAAUAAUGCAGGAAAUCUUGACAAUGCUAACCUAUGACGGCAGUGAACAAGGAUGGGCUGUUUUCAGCAGGGGUAAACAUGACAUGACUAAAGGCAAAGGUGACAUUUUGCUCACAGUUUUCGACAACUUCGGAAAAUGGGGACAAAGGGUGGACCACCCCGAUAAAUUUGUGCCCGUACUGGAUGAGGAGAUUACUGGCCUCCACCCUGAACACCACUGCAACCGCCUCAUUCUGCCAGGGAACACUGGAUACAUUCCGGAGACCGUGGUUUGCUCUGACUGUGGACGUAUCAUGGACAAGUAUGUCAUGUACCGCUGCUGCACCGACUAGUCUGCUAUACUAUUACUACUACUACUACAAAGGAUUUUACUGCCUUUCUUUGCGACCAAAUAAAAUUUCAUCUGCUGUAUUUUCAUGGUUUUUCCUUCUCUUGUUUACGAGACUAUAGAGUGUGUCGUGAUGAAAAAAUAUAUAUUGCUACCCUGAAUAAACAA
Molecule: messenger RNA, 2468 nt
Organism: Olea europaea var. sylvestris
Lineage: Eukaryota; Viridiplantae; Streptophyta; Magnoliopsida; Lamiales; Oleaceae
Product: protein SIEVE ELEMENT OCCLUSION B-like
Exons: 7
Coding region: 46-2304 (752 amino acids)
Biological process (GO): phloem development
Source: RefSeq, a predicted model, not a curated record